Messenger RNA from Rotaria socialis, 2901 nucleotides. The record is from the annotation of a GenBank genome assembly. Lineage: Eukaryota; Metazoa; Rotifera; Eurotatoria; Philodinida; Philodinidae.
AUGAGUUCUAGUGAGGUUCCUGGUAAUGAGAAUGCCGAUGAUAAAUCAUCGAUGCCUUCUACUCCAACUACAACAGUUGACUACAAUCGAACAUUAUCACAAGAUUUGCGUAAUCUUGAUGAUGCUCUUACAUAUGCCAUCGACCAAUUGACAGUAUUUAACAGUGAAACUAUGUCUGAUUUAUCGCUCAAAUAUGAGUUAAUGCGUAACAAUGAAAGUCGCGUGAUUGGAUUUUUUGCUCGUCAAUUAAUGUUACUACAGUCAGAAAAAGCCAAUAGUCAAAAUGGUGAAUUUCACAGUGAAUAUUUUAAACUUGAUCGUUUUUUGUCUGUUAUUAAUCUUAAUAAAAAAGGCAUUGAAUUUAUUACAAAACGUAUGACAUUUGAUGAUUUGUUAAAUGGAAAAGCUACUGCACGUGAAAAACUCUUAUACGAUGCUGAAACAACUGAAGCUGAACGGAAAGAUUUUCGUAGUGCAUUGAAUGCAUUAAAAGAUUGUAUUGACUAUUUUUCUCAUGGCGGUACAAAUGAUAAUGGACGUUUUUAUUGGCAUACUGAAACACCACCUCCAACAACGAUUACACCUUAUUCUGUUCGUCAACAUCGUUUGUCAGAUACUGUACUUCCAGCACCACCCAACACAGACUCAGUACGGUCAACAUCUGUAUCUUUAUCACUUUCAACUGAAUUUGGCACUGUAGCAAAUAAUCACAAUCAGACACCACUAACAACAUUACCACCGACACGGCGGAAUAAUACCACUCAUACACCUCCACCGUCUCGUUCCAAUCAUUUAUGUGUAAAUGGUAAAGGAAAAUGUGAACAUCCAAGUAAAAAAAGUUCGGUUGACCCAGCAAUAUUUGCCAAUUUUAAUCCAUCACGUACUGCAGAUCUGCAAAUCCCGGACGGCGGUUUAGCAUCUCGCCGAGGUUCUUAUGGUUCUGAUACGGAAAGUCAAUUACAGUCUGAACUUGAGCGCACUCAUAAGAAUGAAACAUCCAAUGUUUCACGUCAGAUGGAUAUGCGUAAGACGGCUUUUGCUGCAUAUAAAAAAUACUAUCAUUCAAAAUCAAUGCCAGCAGCAUUAAUCAAACAACAAGCGACAUCAGAAUCCAUGGGACAAAAUACGAAUAGUAGUCAACCGUUGAAUUCAGAUAGUAAAAUAUAUGAUGAAAAUAAAACUGCAUCGAAACCUGUAAAAAACCAUUUUUGGGAUAGAUCUAUCUCAAAAGACGGUACAGCAACACCUAAAUCACCAACAGUUCGUUCGCCUACUAUGUCAGGUUCACCAAUGGGUUCAGCAUAUAAUAGUGAUACAGAAAAUGAACCCAAAACAUCAAGUAUUCCACUUUACAAUACGCAUUCUCCUAUUCUUACACAUCGAAUGGCACAUAAAAUUCAACACAAAUACAAAUGUCACAAAGAAUGCGUUCCAAAUGCUCCGGCUAAUUGUGGUUUUAGUGAAGGAAAACUUCGACAAGCUAUUGAUAAUACUGAUUUUCAAAAUGCUUUUAUUAAUUCCAGUCCAUCAUCAAGAAAAUAUCAUUUUACUCCGUCUGAUAGUGCAAGUCCAACACCGUCGACUCCGAUAUCAGCUCCAGGUUCACCUGCACCAAAUUCAUUAAUUCCUGGUUAUCAUUUUAAUUCGUCGAUAUUAAAUGGAAAUCCAUCGAUAUCUGUUAGUGAAUCUAUUUAUUGCACUCAAAAUGAUCCUGAUAGUUGGGUCGUUAUAGAGACGAACACGAAAACUGCAUCAGAAAUUACUGAAUCUCAAUCCGAUAGUGAUACAAAAUUUAGUUCAACAAUUCAAACUGAAUCUGGAACUAAUAUGACCGAAUCGACACAGACAACGCACAGUACACUUCCACAGAAAUCAUCACAAAGCGAACCAACACAUCCGAAUCGAGAAGAUUUUAAAUCAAAACUUUCUAUUUCAUUCGACGACGAUGAAGCCGAUCCAGAAAAACGAAAUCUUAAUCUUUCAACAUCGAUACAAGAUUGGGUAAUUGUGUAUAAUAAUAUAAAAAUGAUUGAAGAAGUACGACGGUCUUCUGGAACAUUGAUGAAGGCUCAUUGGCAUGGAGAGCUUGCUGUAAGAAUAAUAAAGCCUGAUCCUAAACUAAGUGAAGUUGAAUUUUUAAAUCUAUUCAGAAAUCAAGUAUUUCGAUUACGAAAAGUUCGACAUGAACAUUUAAAUUUAUAUACUGGUGUUUGUAUUGAAAGUCCUAAUUUUGCAAUUGCUUCAAACUGGAUUCGUGGCUCGACUCUAUUUGAAAUGAUUCACAUACGUAAUGAUGUUAUUCCACUUAAUUUAGCUGUAAAUUAUGCUGCACAAAUAGCUCAAGCGAUGAGUUAUUUACAUGAAAAAUCUAUUAAUCAUAUGUCACUAAGAACAUCGAAUAUCUUUAUACAAAACAAUCGAAUUAUUUUAACUGAUUAUGGUUUAGUACCAUUGAGUAAAUGUUAUCGAUACAAUGAUCAGCCAUGUAUAAUAGCUCCACGUGGUUGGUUGAGCUAUUUAGCACCUGAACUAAUACGUAAACUUGAUCCACGUAAUGAACAAACACUUCUACGGCAUACACCUCAAACAGAUGUUUAUGCAUUCGGAACUGUUUGGUAUGAACUUCUAUUUCGAGAAUUUCCAUUUUCAAAACAACCACCAGAAUAUAUUAUAUGGAGAGCAGGCAAUUCUCUCAAACAACCACUGAGUAGUGUUCAUAUUAGUAAAAAUGCUAAAGAUAUUAUCAAUCAAUGCUGGUCAUUUGUAGCAGAUGAUCGUCCAGACUUCGCGAUGCUGUGUAAAUCUCUAACAAAAAUGCCAGGUAAACGAGCAUUGGUGCGAUCUCCAUCAACACCACUUCAAUAUCAUGGGAAUCAAAUAUCAAAUCAUCAUUUCAGUUAA